This is a messenger RNA of Acanthamoeba castellanii str. Neff, 942 nucleotides long. RefSeq lists its product as uncharacterized. The record is from RefSeq and is a predicted model, not a curated record. NCBI's taxonomy places the organism in Eukaryota, Discosea, Longamoebia, Acanthamoebidae. Bases 1 to 942 code for a protein of 313 amino acids. The transcript has 5 exons.
AUGUCCGCCAUUGGGCUGGAGGACCACCUGGCAGCCAGGUUCUUCUCGAAGGUCUAUUGCUGGCUUCCCUCGCAUCUAACCGUGCGCGGCCUAGCCCAGGACCUGAUCACCGCCGAGUACGAUCAGAGGAAGGCUGCCGGCGCACUCACUGGAGAUGACCUUUCAGCGUCGCUCGUGGCCAUUGGUUUCCAGCGGGCCGUUGUUGACAGCUUCAUCGCAAGGAUCAAAGACCGCGAGAUCGUGCACCAUCAGGGCUUGAGGAACGUCGCGUUCGAUCUCAUCGACUCCGGCAUUCACCAUUGGGCUGCCAACUACUACACCCAUUCGGACGAGCCCGAAGAUGGCGAGACCAAACGGAAAGGGUCGGCUGACUGCGGUGGCCGCGACCUGGGGAACGGUGGCCGAGGCCAGGGCGGUGGCCGAGGCAGCGGCCGAGGGAAGAAAGAGGAAGAGAACCAAUGCCAGGGAGGCGGCGAAGAGGAGGAGGAAGAGGAGGAGGAAGAGGAGGUCAUCACCCUCUUCCACGGGACCACGUUCGAGGCUGCGAAGAGCGCCUUCCGCAGAGUCGACCUGCGCCGUGGACGCGAGAACACCGACUUUGCCAUCGAGAGAGCGUUCUACCUGGGCAACAACGCUUCGCUGGCACAGAGAUGGGCGGAUCAAAAAGCUGCCAGCAGGGGGUGGGACCCGGUACCAGCCUACUUGGUCUUCACGGUGAACACAAGGAUGCUUGCGAAACACAGGCGGAAGGAGUUCGGCAGAGCUGACGACGAGUGGAAAAAAAAAUGGGAAGACUGUGAAGAGAUGAGCGAUGCCAGAUACCCCUUCCGCCAGUAUGCAGCGCUGACGCCGAGAGCCGUCGACUUUCUCAACCGGUCCCCCUGCAAGCUGUGCAAAUGGGACACUGGCAAGUGGGUCGUGGUCGCUCAACGGCCGGCGUGA